This is a messenger RNA of Cololabis saira (Pacific saury), 1717 nucleotides long. It is a transcript of the gene rnf2, whose product is annotated as ring finger protein 2. Lineage: Eukaryota; Metazoa; Chordata; Actinopteri; Beloniformes; Belonidae. Bases 74 to 1102 code for a protein of 342 amino acids. The record is from RefSeq and is a predicted model, not a curated record. The transcript has 9 exons. Gene Ontology annotation, molecular function: chromatin binding; ubiquitin protein ligase activity. Gene Ontology annotation, cellular component: PcG protein complex; ubiquitin ligase complex.
GUUAGCCACAUUACUGUCGCUGGAACGCGCUGUCUCGGUCGGCCCGCACUCUCAACGGAAAAUUGUUGCAGUCAUGACUCAGACAGUUCAGACCAACGGGGUUCAGCCCCUCAGUAAGACCUGGGAGCUGAGUCUGUAUGAACUACAGCGAACACCACAGGAGGCAAUAACGGAUGGCUUGGAGAUAGCAGUGUCCCCCAGAUCCUUGCACAGCGAGCUCAUGUGUCCCAUUUGUCUGGAUAUGUUGAAGAACACGAUGACGACCAAAGAAUGUCUGCACCGCUUCUGUGCUGAUUGUAUCAUCACCGCGUUAAGAUCCGGUAACAAAGAGUGUCCCACCUGUCGUAAGAAGCUCGUGUCAAAGAGGUCACUGCGUCCAGACCCGAAUUUUGACGCUCUAAUUAGUAAGAUUUAUCCCAGCCGUGACGAGUAUGAGGCCCACCAGGAGAGAGUCUUGGCCCGAAUAAGCAAACACAACAAUCAGCAAGCGCUGUCCCACAGCAUAGAGGAGGGGCUGAAGAUACAGGCGAUGACCAGACUGCAGCGUGGCAAGAGACACACGGUGGAGAAUGGCAGUGGAGCUGAAGAUAACGGCGACUCCUCCCACUGUAGCAACGCCUCCGUCCACAGUAACCAGGAGGCGGGCCCGAGCAUCAAACGCACCAAGAUGAGCGACGACAGUGGUUUGGACAUGGACAAUGCUGCUGAGAACGGGGGCGGGGACUCUGUGAUUGAUGGAGGUGCCAGUGAAAUCGAACUGGUGUUUCGGCCACAUCCCACCCUGAUGGAGAAGGACGACGGUCACAACAGCGUGGAGUUUGUUCCCCGCUAUAUUAAAACAUCUGGAAACGCUACAGUGGAUCACCUCUCAAAAUACCUGGCUGUCCGACUGGCUCUGGAGGAGCUGAGAAGAAACGCCGAGGCCAGUCCUGUUAACGUGGAAGCAGCGUCAGAGAAACAGUACACCAUCUACAUACCAACCGCUGCCAACCAGUUCACUGUCCUGAACGGGUCCUUCUCCCUGGAGCUGGUCAGUGAAAAGUACUGGAAGGUCAACAAGCCCAUGGAGCUGUAUUUUGCCCCGACCAAAGAACACAAGUAAACACACAGAAGAACAUGCGUCUUCACAGAUACUCAUCAGCUGGACGUAAACAGAUGGACACCUGUGCAAACAGAGAAGAGGAGGGAGAUGUGUGUCUGACGGAGAUCAAGGAGCUGGAGCGAAACUACAGAAGGACUUCUUCAGAACGGGGGUGGGGGGGGGGGGACUGUUUUAUAUUCUUUAUAUCGUCCUCUGUGUCUCUCUUUGUCUCAGUAGACAGUAGCAGAUCAGACUGGGCCUGUGACGGCGACUUUCUCCAGGCCUCAUUUUUAGUUUAAAUUAACUGUUUUCCAGUUGAAAAUGUUCUGGUUGAUUGGCUCUCCACCAGGGAUCCUUUAUGUUGUGUUGACAGUUUGAUUUGUUUUGUUGUUUUCUAAAGAACAUAUGAGCAUUGUCCAAAAUUUGGGAUAUAAAUGUUAAAAUGUGACACAAAGACGAUAUUGAAGUGCUACGGUGAGCACCCGGUGCCCCAACAUAGACAUAUUGUAUGUUUCUGUGCUUUCCAUCUGUACAUGCCCAUGUGUAAUAAUGCAUCUGAACUGUAUGAAGGUACACAUUUUGACUUUUAAGACAGGAUAUGCAGUGUUUUAUAAAAGUCAUGAUUUGCAUUGUUGA